CACGCGUGGGCCAUCCCAGGCAGGACGGGGGGCCCCGAGGUAACGGCUCACGGAGGGGCCCCACCGGCCUUUGCCACAGCGUAGAGGAGGAGGAUGAGGAAGGCCGCAACCCCCCGCCCGGGCAGGGCCUCCCCGGGGCAGCCGGGCCCCCUCGUGUGACCUUGGCUCGGCCCCGCCGUGCGGGGGGCGGGGAGGCCUCGGCCCAGCCGCGACCCCCCUGCCCGGCGGGUGACGGCGCUCCGGGGAGACCCACCGGGGCCACGGGGCUCCGCAGGCCCUGGUCUCCCUGCCGGCCGCAGGCAGGAGAUCCCGGCAGCUGCGGGCAGCCGAUCCCUCCGAGCCCGGCCGCGGCGGGAGAGCCGGCGGGUCCCGUCCCGCCAUCCCGGCUUGUGGGGGGAGCCCACGGCGGGCUGCGGCCCGUCCCACCGCCGCCAUGGCACUGGUGAGUCCCGGUAGAGGCCAGGGAGCUCUGUCAGGUGCCUCCGUGCCGUGGCCCCCGCGAGAUGUCGUGGCACAGCCCGUGUCCGCUGUGGGGAUGUUCGGCGCUGUGGGCUGGAAGGGGCUGGGGCCCAGUGGCGAUUGGCGUGGGGAUGGGGAUGGCGAUGGCUACGGCUGACUCACCGCCCUGGCACUUCCUCCCCAACGGCGGCGGGAAGGGGAGGGAAGGGCAGAGGAGGUCCCCCCGAAACCGGGGAGGCGGAAGGGACCAGCCCCUUCCUAGCACCACCUCCGGGAAGGAUGGGUUGAACUCCAGCGGGGAAGGAAAAGGCGACUGGAGCCGAGGUAUCCAGCCGGUGGGACCCGCUCAGCAAAGCCCCCCGGCCCGCAGGGCUGCACCCCGGUGCUGGGCACCGUUCUCCGCCGAGAUGACUCCCCACCGGCCGGCGGGGCCCGGCUCACCGCCCCGGCGCGGGGCUCUCUUACAGAACGUGCUGGCCAAGGCGCUGUACGACAACGUGGCCGAGUCGCCGGACGAGCUUUCCUUCCGCAAGGGCGACAUCAUGACGGUGCUGGAACGCAACACGCAGGGGCUGGAUGGCUGGUGGCUCUGCUCGCUCCAUGGCCGUCAGGGCAUCGUCCCCGGCAACCGCCUCAAGAUCCUGGUGGGGAUGUAUGACAAGAAGCAGCAGCAGCAGCAAGCACCCGGCCCGGCGCAGGGGCAGGCACUGCCGCAGCCAGCAGUGCCCCAGCCAGCUCUGCCUUACCACCACCAAGGGGGCUACACCCCGCUGUCGCCUGCCUCGCAGUACACACCCAUGCAUCCUCCUUAUGCCCCCCAAGGGGACAACGUCUACCUGAUGCCAGUCCCCAGCAAGGGACAACAGGGUCUCUACCCGGGCUCAGCACCCAUCGGACAGUUUCCAUCUGCCCCAGCUAAGCAGCCCCCCACCUACCCGAAGCAGACGCCGCCUCACGCGUUUCCCAGCCCCGGCCAGGAGAUCUACCAAGUGCCCCCCUCCCUGGGCCAAGCGGCAGAGGCAUACCCCGGGGGCUCUGCCACCCCUCCCCAGGAUGUCUACCAGGUUCCUCCCUCAGCCGGUCAGGCUCAGGACAUCUACCAGGUGCCCCCAUCGUUGGACAUGAGGAGCUGGGAAGGGCACAAGCCCCAGGGAAAGGUGCUGGUACCCACCCGUGUGGGACAAGUCUACGUGUACGACUCCCCCAAGGGUGAGCAGGAUGAGUACGAUAUCCCUCGCCACCUGCUGCCUGUGGGCUCCCAGGAGAUCUACGAUGUACCGCCUGUCCGAGGAGGGGUCCCGAGUCAGUUCAGCCAGGAGGUCUAUGACACUCCCCCCAUGGCCGUUAAGGGUCCCAAUGGUCAAGACCCAGGGCAGGAGAUCUAUGACGUGCCCCCCAGCGUGGAGAAGAACCUGCACCAAACUGUGUACGAUGUCCCCCCGUCGGUGAGCAAGGAUGUGCCGGAUGGCCCAGCACGGGAGGAGACCUACGACGUGCCCCCCGCCUUCGCCAAGCAGAAAGUCUUCGACCCCUCCCGCCACCCCCUCAUCCUGGCCCAGCAGGAGCCCUACUUGCCUGAGGAUGUCUAUGAUGUGCCACCGGUGGCUGGGAAAGGUGCCCCUGAGCUGCCACUCUCCCAUGAGAUCUAUGACGUGCCCCCCAGCCUCAAGAAGCUGGGGGGGUCAGCCUUCCCCUCCCAGGAGGUGUACGAUGUGCCCCGUGACUUGCAUGCUCCGGGCAAGGGCUCCCUGGACGUGGAGGGCGAGUACAUCUAUGAUGUUCCACCACAAGUGGACCGCGAGGCCAAGGGCACUGACACCAAGCGCCUCUCGGCCUCCAGCACAGGCAGCACCCGCAGCAACAUCUCCACAUCCUCGCUGGAUGUGGUGCCUGUGAAGGAACCGGCCAAGGGAGCCGGCAGGGAGUUCUCCCUGGACUUGGAUGCUGCUAUGGAGACGCUGGCAAAACUCCAGCAUGGUGUCGGCGGUGCCGUCUCCUACCUCAUGUCCUUCAUUGGUGCCAACUGGCGCAGCCCCGAGCACAUGGAGGCCAAUGCCGCCAGCAUCCGUGGCGCGGCCGAGGGUGUCCGGACAGCCCUCCGGGACCUGCUGGAGUUUGCUCGGGGGGCAGUGGGCAAUGCCGCCCAGGCCUCUGACCGUUCCCUCUAUGCCAAGCUCAGCAAGCAGCUGCAGAAGAUGGAGGAGGUUUACCAGGCCCUGGCACGGCACGGCCAAGCGUUGGACGCUUGCCACUGGGCCCCAAGUGCCCUGGCUGGUGGCAAGCCAGGCACGGACGACCUGGAGCACUUUGUCAUGCACUCGCGUGGUGUGCCCGAUGACACCAAGCAGUUGGCCUCCUUCCUGCACGGCAAUGCCUCCCUCCUCUUCAAACGGACAAAGCCGGCGGCGGAGAGUGGCGGCCAUGGGCCCCCUCACCCCUCCGACAAGACCAGUAGCAUCCAGUCCCGGCCCUUGCCCUCCCCACCCAAGCUGCUGGCCCAGGAGUCACCUGACGGGCCCUACGAAAACAGUGAGAGCGGCUGGAUGGAGGAUUACGACUACGUCCAUCUCCAGGGCAAGGAGGAGUUUGAGAAGACCCAGAAGGAGCUGUUGGAGAAAGGCAACAUCAUCCGGCAGAGCAAGGACCAGCUGGAGCACCAGCAGCUGAAGCAGUUCGAGCGGCUGGAGCAGGAGGUGACGCGCCCCAUCGACAACGACCUGUCCAACUGGAGUCCACCCCAGCACUACGGCCCCACGCGGGGUGGGGGGACCCUGUGUCCCGCCGACCGCCAGCUCCUCCUCUUCUACCUGGAGCAGUGCGAGGCCAACCUCACUACACUUACCAAUGCUGUUGACGCCUUUUUCACUGCCGUCAGCACCAACCAGCCCCCCAAGAUCUUCGUGGCCCACAGCAAGUUUGUCAUCCUCAGUGCCCACAAGCUCGUCUUCAUCGGGGACACGCUGUCGCGCCAGGCCAAGGCCCAGGAUGUCCAGCACAAGGUGAUGCACUACAGCAACCUCCUCUGUGAGAUGCUCAAGGAGAUCGUCGUGACCACCAAGGCGGCCGCCCUCCACUACCCUUCUCCUGCCGCCUCUAAAGACAUGAUGGAGCGUGUCAAGGACCUUGCUAACAGCACACAGCAGUUCAAGAUGGUGCUGGGCCAGCUGGCAGCCAUGUAAUGGCCUGGGGCUGCUGUCCCCUCCCCAUGGCCCCCACCCUGUCCCCAGACAUGCAUCCCGCUCCACAAGAGCCCUCUCUGCCCGGUGUAAGCGGACAUGUACAUAGAGACUCCUACGCGCACCAGGGGCUGAGGCUCUGCUGGUAGUGGGGUGAGGGGCUGUGGCCGUCAUGCCCGUUCCUCUUCUUCCAAGGAUUGAUUUUGGAGCUGUGCCCUUCAUGAAGCAAAGCUGGGAGGUGGAUUCAUGCCCACUCCCUUCUCCCUGUCCUCUCUCCAUACAAAGCCGGCCUGGAGGCUGUGGGGCCAUGUCCCUGUUGAAUCAAGAUGGGGUAUGCCCGGCGAUUUGGGGUGAUGCUGCAGCUGCUGCACUCUUGGGGGGGCUGUGCACUCGGGGGGCCCAGUCUCUGGUAGUCAGCAGAUUUUAAUGGUGUGGAAGCCACCCCUCGUAGUGACAGUGAGGUAGAGAUGGGUUGUCCUGUCCCCCUGUGCAAUGGGGGCUGUGGAUAAGGGUCCUCAGGGGGUGGGGGAUGAUGGGGGGUUAAGGGACAGGAGGAGCCUGACUUGGGUGUUCUCAUGUCUUGGGUUUUGCUGUUCUACCAGCUCCAACUGAACCACAAACUGAAAUUGGUGCCUUUUGAAUGCAGGGGAAGCUUCUGCUGGUUCCUGGAGCUAUGGAGUUGCAGCCCUGCGCCCUCCCUGUCUCCCCAGACUCAGCCCCCUGUCCCCCCAGCAGCAUAAAGUUUUGCCUAGAAGCCCC
Molecule: messenger RNA, 4394 nt
Organism: Columba livia (rock pigeon)
Lineage: Eukaryota; Metazoa; Chordata; Aves; Columbiformes; Columbidae
Gene: BCAR1
Product: BCAR1 scaffold protein, Cas family member
Exons: 6
Coding region: 504-3638 (1044 amino acids)
Biological process (GO): cell migration; cell surface receptor protein tyrosine kinase signaling pathway
Cellular component (GO): cytoplasm; focal adhesion; plasma membrane
Molecular function (GO): protein binding
Source: RefSeq, a predicted model, not a curated record